CAAAUCCGAGCCAUCUGACGCGGGGAUUUGUAGGUUUAGGACCCCCUCCUCUGUGAGAUGCAAUACAGUGGCUUCCACGUAUAGUUUCUCACUGUGGUCGCGGCGCGAGGCAAUGCGGGGAGCGCGCGUCCUGUGCGCAACGAGCGUUCGGAACGGCACGCCGUUGUGAGACUUUCGGAGGGGGCCGGGGUCCGGUGGGCGCCAUCAUGCACACGGAUGUCUUGCUACUCAGCCUGCUGCUCUGGACGGUCGGUGUGUCCGGGCUGACGCGCCAGCAGAGGGGACGAACCCUGCAGCCGCACAGACGCCUCAGAUCGAAAAGAGAAAUGCCUCUAACGGAAGGAUCCGGUCGCAAGAUUGGCAGCCACAUGCUCAAGAGGAGUCCAGAUAUGACUAAAGCCUGGGGUACAAAGUCGGAGCAGCUGCUGCGGAUAGAUGACCAUGACUUUACCAUGCGGCCGGGGUUCGGAGGGCCUGCUGUCCCCGUAGGAGUGGAUGUGCAGGUUGAAAGUCUGGAUGCAAUUUCAGAGGUUGACAUGGACUUCACCAUGACCCUGUAUCUGAGGCACUACUGGAAAGACGAACGCCUGUCCUUCAGAAGCAACAACAACCAGAGCAUGACUUUCGAUGGCCGACUGGUGAAGAAAAUCUGGGUGCCUGACAUGUUCUUUGUCCACUCCAAGAGGUCCUUCACACAUGACACCACCACUGACAAUGUGAUGCUGCGAGUGUACCCCGAUGGCAAAGUCCUGUACAGCCUCAGAGUGACGGUCACAGCCAUGUGCAGCAUGGACCUGAGUCGCUUUCCUCUCGAUACACAAACGUGCUCUUUGGAGAUAGAGAGCUAUGCGUAUACGGAUGAUGACCUGAUGCUGUACUGGAAAGAAGGGAACCGCUCAUUAAACACAGAUGAGAGAAUUUCUCUCUCCCAGUUCCUCAUCCAGGAGUUCCACACCACCGCCAGGCUGGCCUUCUACAGCAGCACGGGCUGGUACAACCGUCUGUACAUCAACUUCACUCUGCGGCGUCACGUCUUCUUUUUCCUGCUGCAGACCUACUUCCCUGCCACCCUGAUGGUCAUGCUGUCCUGGGUGUCCUUCUGGAUCGACCGCAGGGCCGUCCCCGCCAGAGUGCCACUGGGCAUAACCACGGUGCUCACCAUGUCCACCAUCAUCACCGGAGUGAACGCCUCCAUGCCCAGGGUCUCCUACAUCAAAGCUGUGGACAUUUACCUCUGGGUCAGCUUUGUCUUCGUCUUCCUGUCUGUGAUAGAGUACGCUGCAGUCAACUACCUGUCGACGCUAGAAGAACGUAAGGAGAGGCAACUCAGAGAAGGGCUGCUGUGCACCUGUGGCGUGACCCACCCGGGCAUGAUGUCAGUCUGCUACAGUGAGAUGGAUGUCAACACCACGGGCAACUAUGGGAUGCCAGAGGAGAACGGGGUGAAACGGGAGAGGAUGCUGGUGCAGCUGGCGAUGGAGACCGACCAGGUCACCGGCCACGUCAGCUCCGGUGCCUACAGCAGCGUGUGGGUCCACACUCAUGCUAUAGACAAGUACUCCCGGGUCAUUUUUCCUGGUUCGUACAUCCUCUUCAACACUAUCUACUGGUCCAUCUACUCCUAACACCGAUGGAACUCAGACAGACCUUGCUCUACCGCCGUGGAAACAUGUGCACUGUACUUGCACAUUCAGGCGUUUUGUCUCUUCGGAUGUUAACGAAGAAAAACCGAGCGCUUCAUUCUAAAGAAAAUGACCCGAAUAACCCCAAGGCGAACCUGGAACAGUCCAACGGGAUCCAGUCAGGCUGAAUCUUUAGUCGGCCAAUCAAAAGAUCCCAUGGUGUGUUGAAUGUUGGUCGGGGGAGCGGCCACGCUUGGGGAUUUUGAAUUGGGAAGGUAGAUACCUGACAUUUGUUUCUUAGGGGUUUUCUCAUCUAGUUUCAGACUUUGUUAAAACUCUUCUUCAAGGGCUUGAAACAAAAGGCAGUGCAUCAGUAAUACAAGGUUCAGUUUAGUUAACCUUUAGCCGAGUACAUAACAGACACAUGUCCGUUUUACAACUGCGUUAACUCAUAAUGUGUUUGCACUUUGCAGCAGUUUAAAAAAAAACCCUCUGGAAUACAACAGACAGACCCCAAACAGCCAGUUGUGAGAGAACUGUGGUGGCAACAGGGCUGGCCCAAGGCAUUAGAGAAGCAGGGGGCCCAUGCCCAAUCUUACUGUAGGCACGAUACAACCAUAGUCAGCCAGACAGUUGAUGGAAAAGGCAGUAGCCCAUAAAGUUAAAGAAAAGGGCAACGUCACCAAAAAAGGACAUGCAUGAGUAAUUUCACUAUUUUACCAUAAACAUUCACCGGCUAGAUAUCCGUCAAACCAGCCUUCGGUUCGGUCAAGGUAUCAUCACUUUACCAUAAGCUCAGAAAAUAUUCUGUAUUUUUACAAUACUAACCUCCAAGAAGAGCCCAAAGUUGACUGGGAACUGCAUUUCAACACAAUUAAGGGUGUCUGGUUCUAGCUUUAGACAUACACAUGGUGCUCAAAGGACCAUGUAGAUCAAAUACCAUCGAGAAUAGGCAGGCAUCAGCAAUUGGCAGAGAAACAGCAGUGCUGAAUGGGGGACCGGUCGGCCGCAGGUCCUCAGGCGAGCCAGCGACGAGCAGGGAGGAUCCAGGGCUGAGGCCCACAUUACAUCAAUUUCAUUCAUGUAUGGAGGAAUGUAACAGCCUGUAUUCAAAAACUUAACUGCUGUAUAGAAACUCAGUCCCUCUGCUCUUUCGUAGGACCUGUCAAUGAAGCGACUGAGCCAUAUUUUAGUGCCUUGUGAAAUACUCUCACAUUAGAGCACUUUAUCAGGUAGCUCACGCCAACGCUGGGUUGUUCGUCCCUCUGCUCUCUGUGUGAAUAUGAAUGAUCGGUUGUCAGUAAGUGUCAUAAAUAUUUACGAAGAGAGGUUUAUUACUUGUCAGUUUAUCGUUAUGAUUUAUCUGUCCCCCUGCAGCAUACAUGUCUACUCUGUAUGUUGCUUGUCCUGUGUUCUCCUCUGAGAAGGAAAAUCACCCCAAGACAUUUUGGUUUUCAAUUUUGGUUUCCGUUUGCAAAAAUAAACAUCUUAACUCCCAUUAUUUUUGAUACCAGUGAAGAUAAGUAGAGCCAUUAUGGGCACUGAAAUGCAACGAACUUUUGAUACACUUUUCCUUUCUUGUGGCUCAGUCAUUGUGUUGGUUAUUGUAUUAAAGUAUCAACGUUAUCAACAAACACUGAAUAAUUACACUUCAAUCCAUUGUUGUUGUUUUUUUAUGCCAAGAAUUAUGGGAAAAAAACAUUGUUCUAUAAUCCUAUUUUUCUUAAAAGGCUUGGUGAGACCACUUUCUGGAUGUGCAGGCGGAAAAAUCCAAUCAUAUGCAAGCGUUCCAAUCAAUAAGUUGAAGAAAAAGUAACGAAAUAGAUAAAUUAUCCUUGAACAGACUGUGGGAUGUCAGCCACAUUAUUCUACUGGCAAUGUGACUACAAACCGUGUCAGUAGAUUCCCGACCUGGAUCUGCUGGGACCCAACAGGUCUGCCAAGGUUUUGACAAAAGUUCAGGAAUGGUGUUUGGAUUCAGAUCGGGUUCGGUCACACCGCUCCCAAAAGGUAAAGAUUGAACUGUAUUUGUGUAAAAAAACCCAAUCUUUCUAGAGUCUAGGCUAUAUAAAACAGUGCCCACUGACAGUCAUGAACAAGGUGCCACAUUAUGAGUUCACAUUAGACAUGGUCUAAUGUGACUGGAAUCAUUUUUCAGGAUGGAGGGCCACAGGAAGAAUUAAACCUCAAACUACUUGACUGUUAAAAGAGCAAUGGCAGCACUCCAUGCUCUCGUCCACUGAGCUGUACAGGACUACACCAAUGGAAUCCCACCAAGAACAUUGCAUUUUGCCCGUAGUUGGUGGUUGGCAUAAAUGAUUGGGAAAUAAAACAUCAUUAUUAUUUCUCAUCGCCUUCUCUCGCAUUAGGAAUAUCCAGCACACACACUGGACUUUCCUACACGAAAAGGAAAGGAGAAAUAGAUGCCCCACAAUUCACUGCGGCAGCAAUAUUUAACGUGACGCGCCAUGCACGAACGUAAACAAUUCAAUCCAAAAUAGAAGAGGAAUAAGAAGAAGUGGAUGAAUAUGACCUAGAAGAGAUGCAAGUCAUCAUUUAAGUUACUAUUGCAUAUGAAGCGAUUUGUUUUCUGUAUUUGUGACGUACCAAAUCUAGCUUACCAGGAUUUCGUAAACUAAUCCUGGUAAUUUAACACAUGAAAUAUCAAGUGUAUGGUAUAUCUUUUUAUAGCAAUAUUUUCAUUCAUGCAAAUGUUAUAAAAAACCUCUGCUGCAGCAGACAGCAUGAUUAUUGAGAUGGGUGAGAUGAGUGGGAGUUGAGUGGGAUGAUGGUGACCAGCACCAGGGCAGCUAAAGCCACGUUUAUCAUUAUCACUGCUUUGGCUUUCUUAUGAAGGAAAAAA
This is a messenger RNA of Scophthalmus maximus (turbot), 4485 nucleotides long. Its product is annotated as gamma-aminobutyric acid receptor subunit rho-1-like. Gene Ontology annotation, cellular component: neuron projection; synapse; GABA-A receptor complex. NCBI's taxonomy places the organism in Eukaryota, Metazoa, Chordata, Actinopteri, Pleuronectiformes, Scophthalmidae. Gene Ontology annotation, biological process: signal transduction; regulation of membrane potential; chemical synaptic transmission. The transcript is spliced from 10 exons. The record is from RefSeq and is a predicted model, not a curated record. The coding region runs from base 207 to 1625 and encodes 472 amino acids. Gene Ontology annotation, molecular function: extracellular ligand-gated monoatomic ion channel activity; neurotransmitter receptor activity; GABA-A receptor activity.